Molecule: messenger RNA, 1215 nt
Organism: Rhopilema esculentum
Lineage: Eukaryota; Metazoa; Cnidaria; Scyphozoa; Rhizostomeae; Rhizostomatidae
Source: RefSeq, a predicted model, not a curated record
AUGGAAUGCAAAGACAAUUUGGCAGGCUGCCUCAGUAUGCAGGUUUUUGACAAUAAAGUGGAUGGUCAGUGCCUAGGACCUGGCCUGACUGGCUUAUUCAAAUUCCUAUCUAUUGUUUUUUUCCUGGUUGGAUGUAUUGGAAAUGCAGCAUUUUUGUUCGUUACUGCAAGGAGUUAUCAAGAACUAAACUCGACCGAUCUUUUUUUGGUCGGACUUUCUGGUCUUGACCUCAUCGCAUCAAUUUUCUUGCCCCUGGUAUAUUUUCUAGAAAUUUCAGAUUCUCUUCAUCAUGGUUCAAACGGCGCUUGCCAGUUCAUGACAUUGAUGCACGAAAUUUCAAUCGUGCUCACUGUUUAUGUUCUUUUAUUUACAAUCCACGGUUUCUAUCGAAAGUUCGUUUUGAACAGAUCAGAAGAGAGCAAGAAAACAAGAUUCGUUGGCCUAUUUACCUUCGGCACUUUCCUUGUGGUAAUUCCAGCAGUGCCUAUUGUGAUGGACACACGUUUGGAGAAUGGCAAAUGCCACGUUGAGGUAUUGACGUUCACUAGUGUGGUGAUCUACGAUGUCGUUAUUUUCAUCAUCCAAGUCAUACUCCCUCUUACUGUUAUCACCUAUCUUUUCGCACGACUUGGGGUACAAUUGCAUUACAAUCGAUUCAGAUCUGAGGUGGAUGCAAUGGAAAACGCGCGCAAUAAACGAAAGACACUCGUUCUUUUGGUGAUCACGUGUACGUUUUAUCUCCUUUUCUUGCCAUACAUGUUUAUGAAUCUGUGGUUCCUCCUCGACUCAGGACGAAAACUGGCAUCCAAACACUCCUGCUACAUUUACGAUAUUUUCCACCUCAUAAUUAGUGGGAAAUGUGUUGUUAAUCCAUUAAUUUAUCUUGUCCUGGAUGAGAAUUUCAGAUACAACCUUAAACGUAUCAUCAGCAGCUGUAGAAUUGGGAGAAGACAUCAUUUCAUUAAUGUGAAAUAUUCUGAACAUCGGCGGGAAGAGUGCCUGAUUGACGAAACUGAUGCUGUUGCACAGGGUGGUAUGGACUGUGAAAUGAAUGACUGGGAGCCAGCAAAAAGAACAAGCUCACCACUGCCCCCAGACCCCCAACUGGAGCUUAAUGAAACAGAUCAUGAUUAUGAAGAAGACAAUGGCAUGGGGGAAGACAGUGUUGCUAUUUUACGUCCAUGGAAGAAUCUUAGGUCAACUUCGACUUUGUAG